This is a messenger RNA of Populus nigra (black poplar), 2520 nucleotides long. RefSeq lists its product as uncharacterized. The coding region runs from base 113 to 2227 and encodes 704 amino acids. The transcript is spliced from 5 exons. The record is from RefSeq and is a predicted model, not a curated record. NCBI's taxonomy places the organism in Eukaryota, Viridiplantae, Streptophyta, Magnoliopsida, Malpighiales, Salicaceae.
UACUCGGCCCAUGAGCCUAUUAUCCCCGCCCUCCUCUUCCCCUCCUUCUCCAUCUACAUCGACCUCCUUCCUCCUCUAACCUCCGUCACCUUUCAACGGCACCAGCCCAAAAAUGCUCCGCAACCGGCGCCGUCCCCGUUACAGUCCGCAAAUAUGCGCUGUUAUCGCCGCUCUCCUCCUCCUCUUCUCAGUCUCUCUCCUCUACACUCGCCUCUCUUCCUCUCCCCAACAAAACACAGUUCCUUCCUCAUUCAAGACCCAAGCUGACGAAUUCUCAAUAGCAAUUGACAAGAUCGAUGAACAAGACACCAUUAAAGAAGAAGAAGGAUAUCACCAGAACAACAGCAAUGAAGACCAAAACGACACCGAAGAAGAAGACACGAAAAGGCCCACGAUUUCAUCUUCUGGGUAUUACAUGGAUCAUGUAACCGGUUCAAUUAGAAGGUAUUUGAAUAAGAAAUCGAUAGAAGAUUAUGAUUUUUCUGAUUAUAAUUCCAAUGGUUUUAGUCUAGGAUUGAAUGUAGAGGAUUAUAAAAGUAAGACCGCUUUUGGCAGUGAUGAUAUAGUUGUCGAUGAGGAAAUUAAGAGGAAAUUGAGCGAAGUUAAGAGUAUUGAAGAUGCAUUGCUGUUGAAAAUAGGUAAAAAGGUGUCACCUUUAAGAGAAGGGUGGGGUGAUUGGUUUGAUAAAAAGAGUGAUUUCUUGAGAAGGGAUAAAAUGUUUAAGUCGAAUUUGGAAGUUUUGAAUCCGUUGACUAAUCCUUUGUUGCAAGACCCUGAUGGGGUUGGUGUUACUGGGUUAACUAGGGGUGAUAAGGUUAUGCAGAAGAUGAUUUUGAGUGAGUUUAAGAGGAACCCUUUUGGUGGGAAGAGGAGUUUGAGUGGUUUGGAGAUGAUCCACAAUGCGGAAGUUGGAGAGAAGAGAGGUGAGGUUAAGAGAGUAUUGAAUGAGGAUAAUGGAAAAGUUUUGAAGGAUGGUGAUGGUAAUAUUGGUAAGGAUGUGAGUUUUAAAGGAAAUGGGAUUGUAUUGCAUGAGGAUCAUGAAAGAAAUUUCAUGAAAGAUAAGAAAUUGAGUGAUGGGUUAAAUGGGGAUGAUGGGAGAAAUUUGAUGAAAGGUAAGAGCUUGAGUGAUGUAUCGAACGUGGAGGGAGUUAAAGAUUAUAAGGGAGAUAAGAAUUUGAGUGCAAAUGAAAAUGUAGUGGAUAAGAGUAGUGGUGUUGGUGGUGAAACAAAGCAGAUGAUUGGAAUGAAGACUAAGAGGUCCAAGGAUCAGCAGAGGAAGCCUGAGGAGUCGAGUCAUAUACUUGCGGAUGGGAAAAGAUGGGGUUACUUUCCUGGUUUGCAUCCUCAUUUGUCAUUUUCAGAUUUCAUGGCUUCAUUUUUUAGGAAUGGAAAGUGUGGUAUGAGGGUAUUCAUGGUGUGGAAUUCGCCACCAUGGAUGCACAGUGUUAGACACCAAAGGGGACUUGAGAGUCUGCUCUCCCACCAUAGAGAUGCAUGCGUUGUCAUUUUCUCUGAGACAAUUGAUCUGGAUUUUUUCAAGGACAGCUUUGUGAAAGAUGGUUACAAGGUUGCUGUUGCCAUGCCAAAUCUCGACGAAUUGCUGAAGGAUACACCCACCCAUAUUUUCACUUCAGUUUGGUUUCAGUGGCGAAAGACAAAGUUUUAUCCAACUCAUUAUAGUGAACUGGUCCGCCUUGCUGCUCUCUACAAAUAUGGCGGUAUCUAUCUUGAUUCUGAUGUCAUAGUUUUGAAUUCAUUGUCUUCACUUAAUAAUACUGUUGGCCUGGAGAAUCCACGAGCUGGAAGUUCUUUGAAUGGGGCUGUGAUGGCAUUUAGAAAGCACAGUCCAUUUAUAACCAAGUGUUUGAAUGAGUUCUAUAUGACGUAUGAUGAUAACCGUUUAAGAUGGAAUGGAGCUGAUCUUUUGACUAGAGUCACAAGAAAUUUUUUGAGUAAGGAGAAUAAGUCCAUUGAUCAAAAGGAGUUGAAAGUGCAACCCUCACACAUUUUCUUCCCCAUUAGUUCACAGAAUAUUACAAGCUACUUCACCACACCGGCAAAUGAGAAUGAAAAAGCUCACCAAGAUGCUCUCUUUGAAAAGAUUCUCAGUGAGUCAUUGACAUUUCAUUUUUGGAAUAGCUUGACAUCUACUCUCACUCCAGAGCCAGGAAGUCUCGUCUCUCGGCUUAUUGAUCACUCCUGUAUCCGUUGCUAUGAUGUAUUGUGAAUUGUACAUGUCAAUUUUCCCCAAACUUUGUUGAUUAGGAUGAACUACAAAAGCAUUUUGAUUUAUCAUAGCAUAUCAAAUUGUUGUCACCGCAGAGAAAGAUAUCCAGCAUUUAGCCAUCAUAGAGAUUUGAGGUUCAAGAAAUGAUCCUAUUCAUGUUAGCAGUAUAGACACAGUUUUGUAAAUGAUAGUUUGAAGUAUGUCAUUGAAAUUCAUUUUUUAUCUUCUGUAUUAUUUACACAAUUUGUCACAAUUUUGCUGUCAUAAUAAAACUACUAGUUAGCUUGCUUCUU